AGAGAGCUCUUCCAUUCAAUACUUGUUCAUUUCUCAUCGAAAUUCUCACAAUUCUUCACCUUCAAACUAUACAUAAUUGCAGUUGAAACUCACUAGCAAAAAAUCAUACUGCUGCUGUGCAAAGAUAUACUUCUCUUUGCAAUCGUCCAUUUCAGCUUCUUUAACUCUCACAACAUCACCUUCAUGAGUUCCAACCAGCAAACAACUAAGUUUUAUAGGCAUGGCUAGAUCUUCGAUAUCUACUCGAGCUCUGCGAACCCCACCUCGAUCUACUAGAGGAAAUCCUACUUUUUCAUACGCAGAACCUCCGACCAGCGAUGACGAUCUAGAAGAGGAAGAAAAUGGCAAUGUCGAUGAACAAUCACAUAGUGAUAUCUCUCAUGCGCCACCUGCGAGACGCUCUCGGGCACGCACCCGAAAUGUGCGGGAACCACGGUCUGCGAAUAAUAAACCACAAGUAGCUAUUACAAAAAGCACUCGACAGAAGCCGGUAAUUUCAUACGCAGAAUCAUCGACUGACCAUGAUUCGGAGGAGGAGGAAGAAGAGGACGGCGAAGAUAAUGAACCAUCCUAUAGUGGCGCAACUCACACGCCCCGCGCAAGACUCUCGAGAAAUGCUUCACACUCUCGUUCUUCUGCCAAGCGAAGCCAAUGCAAUUCCCAUGAAUCAACGCCGAAGAGAAGAAAACAGAAUCAAUCAGCCUCUAGCAAAAGAUCCCGCGUUCAGUCGCCAGCUAUGCUCGUGGUAAAUCCCGAAGCUAUUCCGCCAUGGCAGACUCUUCCGUAUCAUGUCCUAGUGCAAAUAUUUGAGUACGCCACAUAUCCACUGUACGAAGAAAGAACCUUUCAACCUCUUCCAUCUGGAAGAUGGCUGCUAGAUGUCGCAUAUCUUUGUCGGGGGUUCGCCGAACCAGCCUUUACAGUAUUGUACAAUUCGCCUCCUCUUGUUCCAAUGGAUAAAGCACAUCGACUCGUAGAUUUACUCAAAUCUGACCCUGCGAUGUUGACUUUUGGCUACAGACAGAAAGUUGUCAACCUUCGCAUUGAAGUCAGGCAAGUUGCUGCCUAUUCUUUACCUGGCAGUGGACUUCUGGAUUUGCAUGGCUUAAUAAAGGACUUGCCAAGAUUGGCGGAUCUGGAGUUUUACGAUCAGAAAGAUUCGAAGCCUUUCAAACAACUUGACGAUUCGAUUAGAUGGGAAUAUCCAGUUGCGGUCUUUGAAGCACUAGAGCAUGUUGAACCGGCUGCAGAUAUUACCAAAGGAGAUAAAACCAGUCUGUGCAAACUAAGAAGCUGGCGUUGGUCGUCCAGACUAGCAGGUAAGAGAUGGCCCAUUGAAAAGAUUCGCGAGAUUCACCUCAAGCCAUCUUUCAUCGGACUAAAGAAGAUUGCGUUUGUUAAUUACCAAAUUCGACACCCUAAAAAAGGCGAGGAGGAUCCAAAACUUGAGGAAUUAUUAGGUGGAGCGAUUUCCGCCCUGGAGGUACUGGAACACUUGAUUUUCGAAUCAUCGACGCUACUUAAUGCGAAAUUGAUGCCCCUGCUACCAUCAAAUUUGCGAAAUCUGGAAAUCACUAAUUGUUGGGAGGUCACUGCUGAAAUGCUUGGCGAAUAUCUCCUGACUAGUGGCAGGCAACUUCGCUGUCUCACGCUCAAUCAUAACUCUGCCUUAAGCCUAGCCUUUCUGCCAUCACUUGGUGCAGCAUGUCCAUAUCUGGAAGUCUUAAGAAUGGACCUUCAAUACUUCGAUGCACAUAUCUCAUACCACAGUGCUGAGCCGGAUUAUGAUCAGUUACUUACGAGUAAUCAAAUUCCUGAAUGGCCAACCACGCUCCAAUCCCUUGAGCUUCUUAAUUUACGCAAAUGGGACAAACAAGCCGCAGAAAUGUUCUUUCAAAGCUUGUUGGAUAGUGCAGGCGAGCUUUCGGAUCUCCGAAUUCUGAUUCUGCAGACAAGUAUUAACAUCGCAUGGAGAGAUAGGGCUGCCUUUAGAGAUAAAUGGAUCGGCACUUUGGGACAAGUUUUUAAGAGGGUUUGCGAUCCCCCAAAGCAUUUUUUGAAAGCUGCGCAAUUACCAAGAGUUGAACUUUACAAAUCGGAAACAGAUACCCAAGAUACUGAUCAGAGCCAAAGUCCCCCAAAGAAGCAAAAAGCUCGACCAAAGAGAAACUCCCUCCCACUCCGUCACAGCACACGCGCUAAACGUACAAACUAUGCUGAAAGCCCUGACAAUUCUAAUGAUGAAAUUGACAACGAGGAAGAUGAAGAAGAGGAGGAAGAUGGAGAUGAUGAUGGUGUAACAUCCACCCCUGCACCUCCAUCUACAUCAGUUCCUUCAGCUCGCCAGGCUGCCCGAAGUCAACGUGCUUCUCGGGAAAUUCGCUUGUUAAAAAUUACUGCGGGGAUUGAUGGAUUUCCUUCUUCGCCACCUCAGACUCCUAGUUUGGGAGAUGAAGAUGGAGAUGAAGAUGUAAGUGAUGAGAAUAUUGAUGGUGGUGGUGAGAGUAAGGUUAUGAACCGGAAUGUCAACAGCAAGGGCAAGGGAAAAGCGAAACAAAAGCGAAAUGUGAUUCAAGGAAUGUGUGAGGUAGUCAAUGUCAGAAUUGACAAUUUAAGACCGGCCGAGACGCAGUUUGGUGAGGCGGACUUUCUGGACAGCGAGCCUGAAGGUGAUGAUGACUGGGAUGGAGAUGAUGGGUUUGUGGAGGAAGGAGUAGCUUGGUGAUCCACUUUGAGGCGCAACGGAAAUUGGAGCAUGAUUUGCAAGUUUUUUUGAUCAGUUGAUUAUGUUUAGAGGGAAAGCAAGGGGAGUCAAAGGGUGCAUGAGGAAAUGGCUGGGAAAGGUUGGACUUGACUCAUAUGCAUUUGAUGGACGGAAGGACAGUGCGCUACGAAUUAUGAACAUACGAAUAGGAUGGCAUAGGAAGGCUUGGGUAUCACAACUCUAUGAAUUGUUUAGGGAUCGGAUAGCUUCUUUGCGGAGCAUUGUUGAACGCGGAUACACAUACGAAUCAUGAUUACAUACUAUGUUGCUAGCCUUUCUUCCGCGUUGUAUUAUAGUACCAAUAAAGGAAUGGCUGUAUAAAUAUAAUUUGGCUUUGCACAUAUCAAGAUGGUCUGGUGUAUGAAUGGACUCGUAUAGUGGUGUGUGAUGUGAUGGGUUUCUAUA
Botrytis byssoidea is the source of this 3169-nucleotide messenger RNA. RefSeq lists its product as uncharacterized. The coding region runs from base 221 to 2725 and encodes 834 amino acids. The transcript is spliced from 2 exons. NCBI's taxonomy places the organism in Eukaryota, Fungi, Ascomycota, Leotiomycetes, Helotiales, Sclerotiniaceae. The record is from RefSeq and is a predicted model, not a curated record.